ACACUGUCAAUCAGUUAAUGUCAAUUUGGUGUUAUGGUUGCAUGGGUUGUGAUAUGUUUAUUCUAGAAAUUGGUGCAGCCUGGUGUUUACUAUUACUUCAAGAAUUUUUCUUUCAUCCAUAAAUCAGAAGAUAAUAUUUGUGCAUUAUAGUGUUUUAAAUAAGAAAGCAUAAUGGCUCACUAUAAAGGAGCAGCCUCGGAGGCUGGCAGAGCCAUGCACCUCAUGAAGAAGCGCGAGAAAGCUCAGCAAGAGAUAGAACUUCGCAAGAAGAAAAUAGAAGAAGACCUCAAAAUUGAUAAUAUUGAGAACAAAUUCGCUACACAUUACGAUGCAGUAGAACAACAACUGAAGAGUUCCACCAUUGGUCUGGUUACCCUCGACGAGAUGAAAGCAAAACAAGAACAUAUAGUGAGGGAAAGAGAGAAGAAAUUAGCGCAGAAAAAAGCAGAAAAAGAGAAAGAGAGGCAGAAGGAAAUUGAGGCUAAGCAGGCACAGAAAAAUAAACAAAAGAGACAGAUCCAAGCACUGUCAUUUGAUCCAGAUGAAGAAGAAGAAGAAGAGGAGGAGGAAGAUGAAACAACAAGUGAAAAGAGUUGGAAGGAAAAGGAUGAAGAACCGGUUCUAAAGAAAAUAAAAAAAAAUCCAGAUGUAGACACAUCAUUCCUACCGGACAGAGAACGAGAGGAGGCAGAUCUCAAACUGCGGGAGGAGCUACGACUGGAGUGGGUGAUGACGCAAGCUAGCCUCAAAGAUGAACCCAUCACUGUCACAUUCAGUUACUGGGAUGGUUCCGGGCACAGGAGAAAUGUAACUCUAAAGAAAGGUAACUCUAUAUACCAAUUCCUGCAGCGUUGCCUGGACACAUUGAGGCCAGAGUUCAGUGAACUGAAAACAGUCUCCGCAGACCAGCUAAUGUAUGUGAAGGAGGACCUCAUCCUGCCUCAUCACUACACCUUCUAUGAUUUCAUUGUCACUAAGGCACGAGGUAAAAGCGGUCCCCUGUUCCAAUUUGACGCCACAGACGACGUGCGACUAGUUAACGACGCCACGCAGGAGAAGCAAGACUCACAUGCCGGAAAAGUAUUACUGAGAUCAUGGUAUGAAAGAAACAAGCAUAUCUUUCCAGCAUCGCGAUGGGAGCCCUACGACCCAACGAAAACAUACUCCAAAUACACAAUCAAGGGAAAAUGAGGAGAUACUGCAAACAACGGCGAUCUUACUCUGUGAAGCAAUGUUAGUUUAUCUAACGAGUGUGAAGCAAUAAUUACAACAUACCAUUAGUAAUAAACAUUUAUUUUAUAAGCAA
This is a messenger RNA of Pectinophora gossypiella (pink bollworm), 1306 nucleotides long. Its product is annotated as protein FAM50 homolog. Gene Ontology annotation, biological process: chromatin organization. The record is from RefSeq and is a predicted model, not a curated record. The coding region runs from base 172 to 1191 and encodes 339 amino acids. Gene Ontology annotation, cellular component: nucleus. The transcript is spliced from 6 exons. NCBI's taxonomy places the organism in Eukaryota, Metazoa, Arthropoda, Insecta, Lepidoptera, Gelechiidae.